AUGCGCUGUAGUCUCUGUUUGUCCCUGACUGUGGCUCCAGCGAACCACACGGUGAUGGAGGAGACCAACAUCGGCAGCAUCCUGGCCGCCGUAAACCCGUACAAGCAGAUCUCCGGCAUGUACGACCUGGAGCGGGUGCACCAGUACUCUAAGCACCAGUUUGGAGAGCUCCCCCCUCACAUCUUCGCAGUGGCCAACGAAUGCUACCGCUGCAUCUGGAAGCGCCACGACAGCCAGUGUGUCCUCAUCAGUGGAGAGUCAGGUGCAGGGAAGACUGAGAGCACCAAACUGCUGCUCCAAUUCCUGUCCGUCAUGAGCCAGAACUCAGCCGGGACCCCAGGCUCAGAGAAGACCACGCGGGUGGAACAGGCCAUUGUACAGAGCAGCCCCAUAAUGGAGGCCUUUGGAAACGCCAAGACUGUUUACAACAACAACUCCAGUCGAUUUGGGAAGUUCAUCCAGCUCCACUUCUCGGAGUGCGGCAACAUCCAGGGAGGCUGUAUCAUCGACUAUUUAUUGGAAAAGAACCGAGUUGUAAGGCAAAACCCAGGCGAACGCAACUACCACAUCUUCUACGCGUUAUUGGCAGGAGCUACAAAGGAGGACAGAGGGCAGUACUUUCUGGAAGACGGAGCAGAGUCUUUCCACUACCUCAGCCGAGCGGGAUGUUGCAAGGACAAAAGCCUGAACGACAAGGAGGUCUACAACAGCGUCAUGGAAGCGCUGAAGGUGCUGCAGUUUGGAGAGGAGGAGAUCAGAGACAUGUUCAAACUACUGUCUGGAGUCCUGCAGCUGGGCAACAUCGAGUUCAUGACGGCAGGAGGGGCUCAGAUCACCACCAAGCAAGUGGUCACAAAUGUCAGCGAGCUUUUGGGGCUGGACACUUUCCAACUGUCGGAAGUCCUGACACAGCGUUCCAUCAUCCUCAGGGGAGAAGAGAUCUGCUCCCCCCUCACCAUCGAGCAGGCUGUUGAUUCCAGAGAUUCGGUCGCCAUGGCCUUGUAUUCCCAGUGCUUUUCGUGGAUCAUUCUUAAGAUCAACCAAAAAAUCAAAGGAAAGGAGAAUUUCAAGUCUAUUGGGAUUUUGGACAUUUUUGGGUUUGAGAACUUUGAGGUAAAUCGCUUCGAACAGUUUAACAUCAACUACGCCAACGAGAAGCUGCAGGAGUAUUUCAACAAGCAUAUCUUCUCCCUGGAGCAGCUGGAAUACAACAGAGAGGGGGUCCAGUGGGAUGCCAUUGACUGGAUGGACAAUGCUGAGUGCCUGGAUCUAAUCGAAAAAAAACUUGGCUUGCUGUCGCUGGUGAAUGAAGAGAGUCGUUUUCCCAAAGGCACAGACUUCACUCUGCUGGAGAAACUGCACAGCCGACAUUCAACCAACCCGUACUAUGUGAAACCCAGGCUGGCAGACCAUCAGUUUGGAAUCAAGCACUAUGCUGGAGAGGUGCUCUAUGACGUCAAGGGAGUUCUGGAGAAGAACAGGGACACCUUCAGGGAUGACAUUUUGAACAUGCUCAAAGAAAGCAGACAGGACUUCAUCUACGACCUGUUUGAGAAAGUUGGCAGCAGGAACAACGAGGAGAAGAUGGGCACAGCCAGGCGCAAGCCCACCGUGAGCUCCCAGUUCAGGGACUCUCUCCACGCCCUGAUGGCCACUCUCAGCGUAUCCAACCCUUUCUUCAUUCGCUGCAUCAAACCCAACAUGGAAAAGAAUCCGAGCAAAUUCAACCCGGAGGUGGUUCUGAACCAGCUCCGCUACUCUGGCAUGUUGGAGACGGUGAAGAUCCGCCGUGCUGGGUUUCCUGUCCGCAGAACUUUCAAAGACUUUUUCAUUCGGUAUAAAAUUAUUCUUAAAGACAAAGCACCAAAAAACGGGGAUGAUAAGAAGAACAGUACGGAUCUUCUAUACAAAUAUGACAAGACCAAAAAAGAAUGGCAGCUGGGCAAAACAAAAGUUUUUAUGAAGGAAUCUUUGGAGCAGCGUUUGGAAAAAGACCGUGAUGAAAUUAGACGCAAAGCUGCCAUGAUAAUCCGUGCUCACCUCCUCGCCUUUUCUGCCAAAAAGUUCUUCAAGCUCGCUCGUGCCAGCGUCAUCACCCUGCAGAAGCAUUUGAGGAGGCACAUUUUGAGAAAGAGAUUCGUGAAGCAGCGAAAGGCAGUGCUGGUGCUGCAGAGACACCGCAGGGGGCAAGUGGCCAGAACCAGGGUCCGGAAACUGAGAGAAGAGAAGAGAAGGAAGGAAGAGGAGCAGAGGAAGAAAGAGAAGCAGGAGAAGAAAGAGGAGGGAGCCGAGGACGAGGACACUGAUGAUUCUGAUGACAAGAAGGAUGAGACCAAGCAGAUGGAGGAGAUCCUUCAGCUGGAGCGAGAGAUCGAGCGGCUGCAGAAGAAGCGUGAGGACGAGGUGUCUCAGCUGUGCGAGGAGUCCAAACAGGAGCUGCAGCUGCGGCGGGACGCUGAGCUCAAACGCAUGAACAAAGUGGCGUCUCGUAAGGCUACCAGUCUGGUUGAUGUGCUCAACUUCACCGGAGUGGACCCAGGUCUGUCUGUGGCCGCUGCCAUACCUACAGAGGAGGCCAAAGCGAAGACUCCCAAAAGAUCCACUGGUGUACCUACUGGUGCCUCAAAAGACGAAGAGGUGGAUGAGGGCUUCCAUGCGGAGGAGGAGUGCAUCCCUCUGCCAGACUUCCCCCCUCCUGCAGAGAGCGACGCCCCGGUGGACCAGGACAUCUUGGGCCAACUACCCCCUCCUCCACCUGCCUUUGCCGAGGGCACCGUGCCUCCAGUAAACGGUGGUCCGCCUCCUCCGCCCCCUCUUCCACCAGCGGACCUGUCUGGAGCCCCCCAGCCCCCGCCUCCCCCACCUCUCCCCCCAGCAGAGCCCGCAGCAGUAGAGAACAAGUCUGCUCCGGAUAGGAAGGUCAGCCUGGUGGAGAGCCUGCCCGACGAGCCCAUUUACUCCCUUCCCGCCGACACGGAAUCAGACUACGACCAGGAGGACGAAGAUGGCUCGGUCACCGCGGGCGACGACAGCAGUUCCGUAUCAGGCAGCAACCGGGGCAGCACCGCGGUGGGAGACGACGAGCACCCGCGCAAGUCCACCUGCACCAACGCCAGCAUAGAGUCCUACAGAGGCAGCUCGGACUCUGUGAGGACACACACUUACACGCAUCCUUCUUUCACGCGAGCACGCAAACAUUAUGCUGACAGUGACGAUGAGCACGACGGCUUGAUGGACACAGAAGAAGAGCUGAACACUGGCAGGGUCACUAUCCUGAACGGAAAUGGACCUCCCUAUUUCCACGGAUACCUCUACAUGAAAGCUGGUCUCAUGAUCCCCUGGAGGAGGCGCUGGUGUGUGCUGAAGGACGAGACCUUCAUGUGGUUCCGCUCCAAACAGGACUCCCUGAAGUCUGGCUGGCUCUACAAGAAAGGAGGAGGCCUGUCCACCCUCUCCCGGAGGUUAAACUGGAAGAUGCGCUGGUUUGUGCUGAGGGAUGGUAAGCUGAUGUAUUAUGAGAACGACAGCGAGGAGAAACUGAAGGGAACCAUAGACAUCCGGGCGGCAAAGGAGAUUGUGGAUAAUCAUGAGAAAGAGAACGCACUCAACAUUGUGACCGAUGAGAGGACGUACCAGGUGUUCGCAGAAUCUCCAGAAGAUGCCAGUGGCUGGUUCAAUGUCCUGACCAAGGUGCGUGUGUGCUCGCCUGAUCAGCUGCUGGACAUGGGACACGAACAGGCCAACCCCAAGAAUGCUGUGGGAACUCUGGAUGUGGGAUUGAUCGACUCAGUGUGUGCUUCAGACAAUCCUGAUCGGCCCAACUCGUUUGUGAUCAUCACAGCCAACCGUGUGAUUCACUGUAACAGCGACACCCCUGAGGAGAUGCACCACUGGAUCAGCCUGCUGCAGAAGCCCAAGGGGGACGCACGCUCGGACGGACAGGACUUUCUCAUCAGAGGCUGGCUGCAGAAAGAGAUGAAGACCAACUCCAAGAGCACCUCUCUAAAGCUGAAGAAGCGCUGGUUCAUCCUGACCCCAGGAUCCCUGGAUUACUACAAAAGCUCAGAGAAGAACUCCUCCAAGAUGGGAACAUUAGCCCUCAACUCACUGUGCUCUGUCAUUCAGCCGGACGAACGGGUGCACCGGGAAACAGGCUACUGGAACAUCAUUGUGUACGGCAGGAAGCAUUCAUAUCGUCUCUACACCAAGAUGUUGAAUGACGCCAUGAGGUGGGCAGCAGCCAUCCAGUCGGUCAUCGACAGCAAGACCCCCAUCGAGACGCCCACGCUGCAGCUCAUCAGGGACAUCAAGGAGAACAGUGUGAACGCAGAUAUUGUGGAACAGAUGUACAAGAGGAACCCCAUCCUCAGAUACACCCAGCACCCUCUGCACUCGCCCCUCCUGCCGCUGCCGUACGGAGAGGUCAUCCCCAGCUUGCACCGGCAGCAGGGCUACGCCAGUCUGCAGGACGAGGCUGUGCGAGUGUUCAACUCUCUGCAGGAGAUGGAGACGCUGCCCGACACUGUGCCCAUUAUCCAGGGCAUCCUGCAGACGUGCCAGGACCUGCGCCCUCUCAGGGACGAGGUGUAUUGUCAGGUGAUCAAGCAGACCAAUCACGUGCCUCAGCCUAACAGCACAGCCAACAAGGCCCACUGGCACCUGCUCACCUGCAUGAGCUGCACCUUCUUACCCAGCCGAGCUAUCCUGCGCUACCUCCGCUUCCACCUCAAGAGGGUGCGAGAGCGCUAUCCCAACACGGACAUCGAGCGCUACGCCACCUUCAUCGCAGAGUCUCUGAAGAAAACAAAGGCCCGAGAGUUUGUUCCGUCACAAGAGGAGAUUGCCGCCCUGCUGGUGAGACAGGAGAUGAGCACCACGGUCUACUGUCACGGAGGAGGCUCCUGCAAGAUCUCCAUCAACUCGCACACCACUGCUGGAGAGGUUGUGGAGAAACUGAUCCGAGGUUUGGCCAUGGAGGAAAGUAAAAACCUGUUCUCUCUGUUCGAACACAACUCGAUCACUGACAGAGCUCUGGAGAGCAGGGUCAUCGUGGCUGACGUUCUGGCCAAGUUCGAGAGACUGGCAGGCAGCGAGGAAGAGGAGGAGGAAGGAGAAUGGAAGCUCUACUUCAAACUCUACUGUUUCCUGGACGUGGAGAGCAUGCCCAAGGAGGGAGUGGAGUUUGCUUUCAUGUUUGAGCAGGCGCACGAGUCCCUGAUCAGUGGACACUUCCCGGGCUCCGAGGAGACCCUCCAGCACCUGGCCUCCCUCCGGCUGCAGUACAUCCACGGAGACGGAGCGGGCCGGGCCGGCUGGAGCUUGGGGACUGUCUAUCCCAUCGGCCGCCUCCGCAACCGCAUCCUCCACUCCACCCCAGGAGCAGGCGGGGUGGCCGGGGGGGCAGGAGAGGGGAAAGGCACUACGGGCCAGGGAGGGGUCACCGCUGGGGCAGAGAAGAGGAAGACCCCCAGCUUCUUAGACGGGACCCUGAGGAGGAGCUUCAAAACGGGAUCGCUGAAGAAGCAGAAGGUGGAGGAGGAGCAGAUGUUGGAGAUGUGGGUGAAGGAGGAGACGUCGGCCACUCGCACCAGCGUCCUGGAGAAGUGGACGCGGCUGUCAGGGAUGCCGCAGCACGAGGCCAUGCUCAAGUACAUGAGCAUCAUCAAGGAGUGGCCUGGAUACGGCUCCACGCUGUUCGACGUAGAGUGCAAAGAAGGCGGCUUCCCUCACGACCUGUGGCUGGGCGUGAGUGCAGAUAAUGUGUCUGUCUACAAGCGAGGGGAGCCCAAACCCCUGGAGACCUUCAAGUAUGAGCAGAUCACGUUCUUCGGGGCCUCGCAACUUUGCACCUAUAAGCUCAUUGUGGACGAGCGGGAGAUGUACUUCGAGACGCAAAUGGUGGGAGAGAUCUACAAGAUCAUGAGGGCUUACAUCAACAUGAUGGUGAAGAAGCGCUGCAGCCUCAUAUCAGUGACCAGCAUGGUAGAGCUGGUCGUCUGCCACCUGUCUGCUUCAGCUCAGUGCAAGCCCAGGGCCCACUGGGACAGACCCCAAUGCACAGAACUGGCCUGCUCCACUUCCAGCCUGCUCCUUUGUUACUUCAGGCACUGA
This is a messenger RNA of Knipowitschia caucasica, 6111 nucleotides long. NCBI's taxonomy places the organism in Eukaryota, Metazoa, Chordata, Actinopteri, Gobiiformes, Gobiidae. The record is from the annotation of a GenBank genome assembly.